CUAUGGCUCGAUAAAAUGGUGUUGACUGGGGACUCUGGAGCAGGGAAGGGUAAUCUUUCAUGUGUCAUGAGUUCAAAUUUACCAUGUCAUAAAAUACUAUCAUUAGUUUUCUCUCCCCAUCUCAAGAUAAAGGAUUCAUUCUGCUUUCUUCCAGUUGUGUUGAUUGGAGACUCUGGGGUAGGAAAGAGUAACCUUCUGUCACGCUUCACACGGAAUGAGUUCAACCUUGAGAGCAAGAGCACCAUUGGGGUGGAAUUUGCCACAAGGAGCAUCCAAGUGGAUGGGAAGACAAUAAAAGCCCAGAUCUGGGACACUGCAGGGCAGGAACGAUACCGUGCCAUAACCUCAGCCUAUUACCGUGGUGCCGUUGGGGCCCUCCUUGUCUAUGACAUUGCCAAACAUUUGACCUACGAGAAUGUGGAGCGUUGGCUAAAGGAGCUCCGAGAUCAUGCAGACAACAACAUUGUCAUCAUGCUAGUGGGAAAUAAGAGUGACUUGCGCCAUCUGAGAGCUGUGCCCACGGAUGAGGCCCGGGCUUUUGCAGAAAAAAAUAACUUAUCAUUUAUUGAAACUUCUGCCCUGGAUUCUACAAAUGUAGAAGAAGCUUUCAAGAACAUCCUUACAGAAAUCUACCGCAUCGUGUCUCAGAAGCAGAUUGCAGAUCGAUCUGCACACGAUGAGUCUCCCGGCAACAAUGUAGUUGAUAUCAGUGUUCCUCCAACCACCGAUGGACAGAAAUCCAACAAACUCCAGUGCUGUCAGAACCUGUGACCUCCUGUAGAUGCUGUCUGUGCUUCAGUUAGAAACGUGUAUGGGCUUCUUUCAAGUAUUUCCUGUGAUUCAGUGACUCCCUGUGUAACUCUUCUCCACUCCCCGCCCCAGGCCCCUUCUUUCAUCUUAGAGCUUUAACUGUAGGGCUAACAUUCCCCUGCCACUGAAAUUCCCAUUUGAAUGUGAUGACUUUUUUGGGCUUGAAAUGUAGGCACUGAUCUGGUAGGCAUACUUGUUGUAGAACAUCUGCUGCUGGAUAGUAUUCCAUGAAGCACUCUCCUCCUAAUGGCUGAAGAAAUAUCUACAUUUAAGUUUUCAUUUUUUCAAUGUCAGACUUUCUCACGGCCCUUAUGUUUCUGUAAACGGAAGAAAUUUAAAAGAAAAUAUCUAAUCUACUAAAUGUUCUGUUUCUCUGUCCAGAUGAAGUAUCAGAGUGAAGUUUUUAGUGGCUGCACAUGAGUGGUAUUGAAAAUAGCCUUACUAGUUAUGAAAUUCCCUUGAAUGCAGAUGUAGUCUGGCUGUGCAGUUUUACUAUUUCCGGUCUGGGGAAUCUUCCUUCUUAAUUUGUUUUAUUUGGGAUCAAUGAAGUAUGUCUGCAUUGCAUUAUUUGCCAUGAUGGAUGCCUGUUCAGCUGAGUGCAGGCAGUAUGAAGUGGCUUAAUAUUUAUUCUUGGCUUAUUAACAAACAUUAAUGUACAGUAAGUGCCAGCAUAUUAAUUUUAAGGUCUCUUUGAAAGCUGUAGAACUAGAUUCAUUUUAUUCUGUAGAAUCAGUGUCUGGAGGAGAAAUCCUCUCUAGUCCCAGAAUUUUUUUGCAUGCUGCUUUCUCACUAGGUCUUUCCCUCAAUCUGUUUGAGUGAGAGUAAAGCAAUAUUUUCAUGUUCUGUACAUACCUGCACUUGUAAGCUUUUUGGUUUGUUGUUAGAGAAACACAAUUCUUUAUACAUUUUGUAAAACUUAUGUCCAAUCAUAGCAUCUUGGAUUUUCUUUCCAUUAUCUUUCACUGUUGACCUUGUGCCCCACUUUUUUUUGUCUUGACCUCUACUAAACUGGAUAAGAUCCUGAGUAGUACACACAGUCCUGCUACUUCACGCUUAGCCUAUUUUCUGAAUCGCAGGCUGUAAAUUCCAAACAACUAUAAUUCAUGUGAUAUGACUGAUUCUGUUAUCAGUAGGGCCAACAACUAUAACAUGUACAUGUCAGUCACUUGCUAGCUUGUGAAAACCCUUUGGGGAACACUCCAUCAGUCACCAACUCUAGUAUUGUUGCAUCUUAGCAGUGGACAGUUUUGUGCUGAGAACGAGAUGUGGGGAAUACCAUCUGUUCUGUAUGGGCUAGCUAAAGCAGCUCGUGGAGUGCGGGGUUGGGGGGUUGCUGUAUAUUGCUUUCAAAUGCUGAGUCCAUGCCUCACUUGACACACCCUAACUUGCAUGUCAGUGAGGGAUUUUUUUGAUAAAGUGAAUCCGAAACUGUACAUUGUGUGUUUGCAGGGAUUGACAUUCCAGUGUCAACUGUCUUGUAUCUGGUAAUGUAAUGCAGCUAAGGGCAGUUAACUCUGGCUUUUUUCUUUGUACAGUGUCCAGCCAUAUGCAUUUCCUUUGGUCUACAAUUCAGUUUUAAGCUAAGUAGUUAAAUGGUCUCAGUACUUAACUUAUCAUAAAUUCUUUAAGUUUGUUUUCUAGUGUGUUCACCACGGUUUUUUGCCAGGAUUUAGGUCAGGUGGUGGGAUUACGUUCCAUGUGACCCGUCCCUAUUUGAUGGGGAAGGUGUUUAAUCCCUCCUGGUAAAGAUGGGGAGCUGUCCCAGCACUGGAAGCCACUAGCACUAACACCCCCCUAAGAUUAGUACUCCUACCAAGCCUGAACGGGAGCCUUCUCUUUUCUGAUGGGUCUGACUGUGUGGGACUCGCCAUUAGUAUUUAGAGGCUGGCUGGGGAAGCACACAGUAACGAAAAUAUUCCUUACAGCAGUUUGAAAUACUGCUUUCAAGAGCAGGCAACCACUUCUGGAGCUGGAGUCUUACUACUAGUUUUCUGAAAGAGCUUUCAACAGCACAUGGUAUAAAGGAGUGGGGAGUAGUCCCAGAGUACAUCCAAUGUCUUGAGGAAGAAUUGUACUGUUGAGAGAGGCCUUAGUUCCUGGUAACUUGCUACUACAGGUUGAACCUCUCUGGUCCAGCAACAUCCAUGGUCCUAUUGGAUGUUGCUGGACAAGGGAGCAGCAGAGCUCCGGUGACCCCUGGGGCUGACUGCAGAGCCUGACAAUUUGCUGGGAGAGCUCAGAAUCCACAAGCAGAGGAGCCAUCCUCCCCUGGUCCAGCACCCUCAGAAACUCCUUUGGUCCCGGAAUUGGGAGGUCUAACCUGUAACAUGGUGAUUAUUCUGCAAGGCCUUUGUUUCUAAAGGUGACUAUUAUCACCUAAACAAGACGACGAAGUGGUGAGGGCUUUUCUGGCUAGUUGAGAGAAGCAGUAAGCAUCAUGAUCCAGUUAAAUCCCUAGGCUCUGGAAUAGAAACAUUUUGACUCCUGGGAUUUGUGCAUAGCUUUAGGAUUUGUCUCAAUGCUCUAAUAAAAGGACCUUGUCCAGGACAUGGGUCUUUCCAUCUGUCCUAAGAGGUCCUACCAUAAUGAUCUGCAGUUGUGGACCCACUGAUCACUUCCCUAGUACCAGGGGAGUAGGUGGACAAGGAGGGGGCUACUCCUGAGAACUGACUUGUGGUUUGUAGGGGAUGCAGAGUGAGGUGGAAAUGAUUUUGCUUAAGGUAUUCCCAAGGCCUGUAGCAUGAGAGAAAGGACACUUGCUGUAGUUUUAAUCUUAAUAGCCAUCAAAUGUUUUCCCAUGCACAGAUGUGAAACCUUAAUGGGGUUACCUUGUGAUCUAAAGUAUCUUGAUUCUACCCCAUGGCAAUUCCAUACGUGUCUGAAAUGCAAUACGAAUACCGAGCACUGCAGGUGCCUGCGGGUGGAGUCGAUGCAGAGGAGAGUUAGACAAAGGAAACUUUCUGAGAGUCAGACCGGGACCAGCUAGAACGAACAAACACAAAUAGUCUGCACCACUGCACAACUUAUCACUACAUUUUCUUGAUGUGAAAAAAUUGAGCUCUGCUUAGCUGCAGCAUAACCUCAUUAGCACCAUGUCCCAAAGCUGUAAUGCAAGGAAAAACAAGGGCUCCGCUUCUGCCCUCAGUCACUUGUGCCUAUUGGGGAUCUUUGUCACCAAGAACAAAAUUUGUGUCUACUCCUUGUUAUAUGAAGCUGCUGCUCAAGGAAGCAGCUAGGUUCUGUGGGAGUUAAAUCUUCACAAAGCUUGUUCCCCGAGCUCCUGCUUCACUCAGCCACUGCAAACGGUGUUAGCUUUCAAAGCUUAAUUAAACUAAUUAUUAAAAAGAUCUUUCACCAUUUAGUGUAAUGAGCUGGUGUUCCCAUUUGAAGUUCCUUACUGACUUGAAACUUAUUUCUGCCCUGGAUUGGGCCAUAUUAGCAGCACAUUUUACUAAUUAAAUAACUAGCUAAUCACCAUCUAUUGAAGCUGUUUUGGAGAGGAGACAAAAGACCAAAAUUGACCAACACUGGUGUUUGUUACUGAACUGUUCAUAGUGGAACCUCAUUAAAUUGGCCUUGUCUAUUGGGAGUAGGGUUUCUUAUUGUUCAAUUUUACAUUCUUUUCUGUCACACAUGGGGAAGUCACAGUAACUACCUAGAUGUCUGAGUUCAAUGAAAGGAGCUCUCAACCUGUCUUUUUAUGGAGUUCAUCUCUGAUGAGCAAAGAAGGAAAGUCAGGUCCAGUGCAAAGUUUAAAUCACUCAAAUUUUGUUGUUGGAAACUCCACAAAGGACAGUCUGGUGUAAUCUGUUAAAUGGACUCUGUCUGCCAAAACUUGGUAGAGGUGAAAGGGAUAUGAUUUCCCGGCCCUGCACUCAUCAGAGGUAUUUUGGGGGAGCUGACUAUACUUGGUGCCUCUACAGACCUCCCAGCGUGUGGUGAAGAGAGUUAGUAUAUUUGUCAAUUUAAAAAAAAAAGAUUGUGGGACAUACAUAUGAAUCAAGAGGUAUCUUCACACUCCAAGGCAACUGCUCUUUCAACUGGGAAAUGCAGUCUUGAUUUUGAGGAGUGGUCUGUGCUUUUGCUAUUUGAACAGGUCACUCAUUGAAAGAAGCCAAUUGGUUUGUUUGAAAACCUGCUUCUCUAUUGGACCAAUGAGUCCUCAGAGCUUGAUGUGCUAGCCUUGUGUGUGCAAAACAUUGGCACCACCUUGAGCUAUAAGUGGUGUGAAAGUGAGUCCAUCUCUGCCCUGUGGUGUGUUCCAGAGUGGAGACUAAAGGAAGAACAGGUACUUCAGACAUCUUUAUCUCUGAGGAAGCACAGAUCUAAUAAGCUGUUUCAUAAUCAUCUACUGAUGCCUUUCCCCCUUCCUAGCAAGGAAGGAACCUACCCUAAUUAGAGGCCUGCUCUUUUUAAAAACGCAAAAGCCAGGCAAUUUGGACUGAAGGCUGAAAUUUGUCCUUAGCUCUAAAGUGACGUAAUCCAGUAGAGCUUGAAGUCUCAUAGCUUCAAGAACAGACCCUUGCCAGGGCUGUGGUGUAGGAUUUUAUAGCUCAGAAUGGACAGUGGGGUAUUUCCAGACAAGUGUUGUGAGUUUCUAGGCUGCUUCGUUGCUGCCAUUUGCAUUUCUCUUUUGGUCGUGUUACUGGACAGGCUCUGUGGGCUGUAGCCCUGGACCUUUAUGCAACUGAGAAGUGGUUCCUUUCACUUUUUUUUAAACUCAUGAUUCCUGUAUUCAGUUAAGUGCAAUUCACUUUGUAAAUAGAUUUAUGCAUCACUUGAUUUUUGUGCAUGGUUAUUAUGUAUUGUGGAUAUAAAGAUUGCCAAACCAAA
This is a messenger RNA of Pelodiscus sinensis (Chinese soft-shelled turtle), 5643 nucleotides long. NCBI's taxonomy places the organism in Eukaryota, Metazoa, Chordata, Testudines, Trionychidae. The record is from RefSeq and is a predicted model, not a curated record.